CAGAGUGUAUUUCUUCAUGGUCCUGAUGAUCAUCUGACAGAAACAGCUUCACUCUUAAACCAAUGAUCCCUGACAGACGGGCCAUGGGGAGAGAAGAAAAGUCGCAGAAUGGGCAGCAAGCCUGUGUACAUGGGAUUUUGCGGGGCCUUCCAGCAUCUUUUACACACAGCCUCUGUCAGGGUGAGAACACUCUAUAUUCCUCAUUUGGAGCAACUCUGGUGAGGGACGAUGAGAAGAAUCUUUGGAGUCUGCCCCACGACGUGUCCCACACAGAGGCAGAUGACGACAGGAUCCUAUACAAUCUGAUCGUCAUUCGCAAUCAGCAGGCCAAAGACUCAGAGGAGUGGCAAAAACUCAACUACGAUAUCUAUACCCUACGGCAGGUUCGAAGAGAGGUGAGAAACAGAUGGAAACGGAUUUUAGAAGAUUUAGGUUUUCAAAAGGAAGCAGACUCUUUGCUGUCAGUGACCAAACUCAGCACCAUCAGUGAUUCUAAAAACACAAGGAAAGCUCGAGAGAUGUUGCUAAAACUGGCUGAAGAAACCAAUAUUUUCCCCACAAGUUGGGAGCUCUCAGAGAGGUAUCUCUUUGUUGUGGACCGUCUCAUUACACUUGAUGCUGCGGAAGAAUUCUUUAAAAUUGCUAGUCAAACUUAUCCCAAGAAGCCUGGGGUCCCCUGCUUGGUAAAUGGCCAGAAAGAACCACACUACAUUCCAUUUCCAAGUCCCUAAAGGGGCAGGAUGGGAAUUCUUCCAUUGGGACUCAACAGCCAACCAAAGUUGAUGAUGGUCUGUAGAAGAGGAUGAGCAAGAAGAGGGCUUGCUAAUGGAAAAGUUACUCUGAAUCCUACAGAAAUGUGAGAGUUUCAUGAGGACCUUCCUCUACGAAAUGUUCGGGUUUCAUUGAAACACCCUGGUGACUUUGCAUCUAGAAAGAAACUUCAAGAGUAUGUCAGUAGCAUAGUUUAUCAGGUGAUUAGAUUCGAAAAGCCCAUCGUCCCAGGUUUUUGUUAUACAGUAAGCCCCGAUCAUUAAUCCUGUUGGGAGAAUGGCAUAUUCUAAUUAAUAAAACAAUAUGAUUAAUAGAGAGAGAUUAGCCCAAAAAAGAAUUGCCACUUUAAAAGUCAUGAUUGGGUCAUUGGAGAAGUCAUGACAUAUUUUUCUAUGCAAAAAUGCAUCAUGACUUUUCUGAUGACCCGAUAUUAUAAAAGAUAGGUUAACUCCAAAAUACUACCAGGUAGCAUGUGACCUCUCUUUUAUUUGGAAGAACCUGCAAAAGUUGGGAGGUUACCAAAGACAUUGAGGUUCACUUAUGAUAGUUCAGAAGAAAUGUAUCAGAUAAUAGAAAUUUGCAGGGUUACCGUUGGGAAGUGCACUCCAGGUACAGUGACCCCAACCAGAACUUCCUAAAUCUCCAUGUAAAAAGUUCAGUUUUCACUUGUGGUAUGUGCAUCUUCAACUCCCAACACGACUGCUAUCUGGUUACCUACAGUUUGCAAAUUGUCCAUUUCUACUCCCAAGGUAGAUAUUUUAUCUGGGAUAGCAGCUGUAAACAGAAACAUGGCUCUCCACUGCCUUCUCUUGUCUGUAAUCUGUCUCCUGCUCAUCAGUGGAGGAUUGCACCUGUCCAUUGCACCGAGAGAAGGUCACUGCUGGUCUUUCUUUCAUUCCAAAGAUGAUUUUCAAAGUGAAGCAAUACUACCAAUGCAGCUUACUCUGUCUGCAGACGAAGUCCAGCUUUAAAGGGUACUUGCCACUUCAGCAAGGAGCUUGCUCAGAGAGACAUUAUUGUUCACUUUUUUGAAAAGACUUUAAGGAGUUUUGUAGAGUUUAUCAGAAGAUUGCUGACAACAAUAGCAAUUUUUGAAAACAGAUUUUUGCACUUCUGACUUCAGGUUCAAAACUAACUGGUAUUUAGUCUGUCCAGGGGAUUGUGACUUAAAUUUUUCACAUAUGGUUUAGCUUUUCUGGUAGGAUACAUAAGGUUUGAAAUAUUUUCUAGAAGAGAUACAUGUUCUCCAUUUAUUAAUGUAUUGCACACUAUUUUAACUGAUGUGUUUCAGGAAGAGUCUUUCUAGUUUAAUAAGUAAGCUAAAAGUUUUAUUUUUUAUAUUUAGUGCUUAAUCCCUGCCUUAGGACAUUUAAACUUAGCCUACAGAUGUUUUCCCUCACUUCUGUAGGCUCUUGGAAGAUAAACAUGCAAACAGUGAAACAAACAAUAAAAGAAGCAAAAAAAAAAUCCUAGAACGUCAUAUCGUUUUAAUCUUCAUAUUCAGAAUUUGCGUUUUGUCUCUCUGCCCUUAUUUUUUUUGAUGGCAAAAUAAAUUAGACUGUUUGCACUUCUGGAGUACGAGUUACCUGAGUAUUUCUGGGAAUUAAUGAGUAUGGUAAUGUUGUCUCUAGGAUUAUAAAAAUAUGUGGAAUUAUCCAGAAAAUUUUGCUUCUAAGAAAUUAAAAGGUCUUGGGGAACCAGCAGUUAGUGUAAUGGCUAUGUCGCUGGACUCCCAUGUAGUCGACC
Messenger RNA from Tupaia belangeri chinensis (Chinese tree shrew), 2517 nucleotides. RefSeq names its product melanoregulin (gene MREG). The record is from RefSeq and is a predicted model, not a curated record. Gene Ontology annotation, cellular component: melanosome. NCBI's taxonomy places the organism in Eukaryota, Metazoa, Chordata, Mammalia, Scandentia, Tupaiidae. Bases 63 to 731 code for a protein of 222 amino acids. The transcript has 6 exons. Gene Ontology annotation, biological process: melanocyte differentiation; melanosome transport.